UAAAAUUGAACUUUCUCCCAUUUCAUAAAAGUCCACACUUGAAUAUCAAUAGUUACAUUGCUGAAGGUAACUUAGAGGACAGCAUGUCACUUACAUGGGAAAAUGCCACAUUUAUCAUGCUCUACAUUUUCUAGGUAUAAGUGUGAAAACAAUGGAUGUUAUAUAGUAACAAGAGAAAGGAAGUAAGACAUUAGUGUUGUGUGGUAUUUAGUGUAGCUGGGUAGGGAGCGGGGUCGCAGUGGGGAGGAAAAUGGAAGAUAAUGAACACCGGCCCAACGUAUAUAGGACUUCGUUACCAGUGGCUCAAUUCAGCCGAGGUGAUUUCUCGCUGUGGUCGGUUUUGAAGAACUGCGUCGGCAAGGAACUGUCCAAGAUCACGAUGCCGGUGGUGUUCAACGAACCGCUGUCUUUCCUGCAGCGGAUGCUGGAGUACCUGGAGUACGCGCACCUGCUGAGGCUGGCCUCGGAGCAAACUGACCCUGUUGCACGGAUGGAGCAUAUUGCUGCUUUCGCUGUCAGUGCUCUGGCAUCAAACUGGGAGCGUCUGGGUAAACCUUUCAACCCUCUCCUGGGAGAGACCUACGAAUUGGAAAGACCAGAGUUCAGAGCAGUUUGUGAACAGGUAUCUCAUCAUCCUCCAGUGUCCGCCUUCCACGCUGACAGUCCUCACUUCGUGUUCCACGGCUCAGUUCAUCCCAAAUUGAAGUUUUGCGGAAAGAGUGUGGAAAUACAGCCCAAGGGACACGUCACUGUGGAACUUCCGAGAUGGGGUGAAGCUUAUACCUGGACGAACGUGAACUGCUGCGUUCACAAUGUGAUCGUCGGUAAGCUGUGGAUCGAACAGUACGGGGCCAUGGAGGUCACUUGUCACGGCGGCGCGGGCCUGAAGGCCAACCUCUCAUUCAAACCCGCCGGGUUCAAUAACCGAGACCUCCAUAGAGUUGACGGAUUUAUCAUGGACCAGAACAAAAAGCGGCUUCGCUUCCUGUAUGGCAAGUGGACGGAGUUUAUAAAAGUAUGCAGCGCGAGUGCCCACGAAACCUGGGCGCGGGAGCGAGGUGAUGAGGGAACACAGCAGACGCCCUCACACACUCCUAAGAAGGUGCUCGCCAAAUUGAACAGUUUCAAGGUCGGGGCGCUGCGAUCUAUGUCCAUACAAGACAACGACGAGGCUGAAAACUCUGAUGAAGUCCCAAAACCAGAUGAAGCUUAUAAUAUUGAUAUUCCUGGUUCCACCACGUUGUGGGAGGCGCGUCCCAGACCAAGCAAUAGCGCACAGUAUUACCAGUUCACUGAAUUCGCAAUGUCCCUGAACGAGUUGGAGCGCGAUAUGAAGAGCCAGCUGUGUCCUACAGACAGCCGCCUGCGCCCCGACAUAAGGUUGUUGGAGGCUGGUGACAUUGACGGCGCUGCAGCGGAGAAGACUCGUCUAGAAGAGAAACAGCGUACAGCGCGGAAAGUGCUUAAAAAGAGCGCUGACGGCUGGCAGGCGAGGUGGUUCAGUCAAGGUACAAAUCCGUAUACGAAACAAGAGGACUGGCUUUACAACGGCGGCUACUGGGACCGUAACUAUCAGCAUCUGAAGGAUGUCGAUAUAUUUUAAUAUUUCAAUAGCCAUUUAAUUGAUUGUUGCUUAGAAAAUUAUUACGUGUACUUGAUGGAACUUACAAUAGGAGGAGGAGGAGGAGGAACUUACAAUAUUAGUCACCUGACAUUUUUAAAUUUGUCAAGUCGGUCUAAUGUUUCGUGUAUUCUUCUUGCCACAGAGGCUAUGGACACGGCAAUUUAUAAAACCAAGACCAUAUCGUCUAAUAUUGUAAAUCUUCAGGUGGCAACCCUAUAAAGUUUAAAUUAUACGAGAUAUAUGCUUUGGAUAGACACAAAGCACUGCUCAAUAAAUAAAUUAAAUGCACAAGAGCAUAAACAGUAUGUAAGCUAUUUGAUUUUAAAUAAAGCGACAACAUGUUUUAUUCAUAACAUGCUUCGUAAGUCAGAACAAAGUUUUACUUAUUUUACUCAUAGUUUAAACCAAGAUCUCCAAUAGAGUCGUUUCUUAUUUAAAAAUAUGUCUCCACACAAUUAAUCUUCCGAUAUAAACAUAGCCGACUUGCACCGUUAGUAUACAUGUAGUUGAAAAUAUUGUAGACAUCUAGAGGGUGUUGUCGCUAGCUUUAAGUAGAUCUAAUAUAAUACGGUCCCAUGAAAAAGUACGUUUUAUGUAAAAUAAUUUUAUAACUAAAUUAAAAAACAAUGACCUCACAUUGACUUCGCUUUAUUGUUUGACAUGAGCUUAAUUUAUUUAAAUAUAACUAAUUAACGCCUGAUUUUAAAUAAUGAAUCCAUUUAUAUCAUAUUUUAUUGUUCUUUUGAUUGCGUUCAAAGUUUAAUAAAUAUAUAAAUAUACAUUACGUGUGUUUUUUUUUUCGCGUUGUAAAUAAAAAAAAAAUUAUUUUAUAUUAUAUAGAUGCAGAAAUAUAGAGAAAUUAUUUUGCAUUAUAAUAGUAAUAUGUGAAAAAUUUCAUAGAUCUUAGCCAAAAUUCGUGAUUCGUGUAUAUAAGUGUUGUAAAGUUUAUAUUGAAUCAAAACAUCAAUGUAGUCUGUGUUAGAUGUUUUAUUAAUGAAUUGUAAUAUGUGAGUUUCUAUAAACGAUAGCCAUUCAUUGAUUGUAUACCCGAAAUAAAUAGAAUUCAAAUAGA
This is a messenger RNA of Danaus plexippus (monarch butterfly), 2696 nucleotides long. RefSeq names its product oxysterol-binding protein-related protein 1. NCBI's taxonomy places the organism in Eukaryota, Metazoa, Arthropoda, Insecta, Lepidoptera, Nymphalidae. Gene Ontology annotation, molecular function: sterol binding. The record is from RefSeq and is a predicted model, not a curated record. The coding region runs from base 251 to 1603 and encodes 450 amino acids. Gene Ontology annotation, cellular component: cytosol; intracellular membrane-bounded organelle; membrane. The transcript is spliced from 10 exons.